UAGCAUGGUGGUUACAACAGGCAAGACAGCAGAGAGGAAUACAUUUCCUCAUUAGAAAGAAAUUGGACAGCCGCUAACAAACUGAGUAUUACUAUGGUACGAAAGAGCUGAACAGAUGAAGGCGGAUAGAGAUGCAGAGAAAGAGGGGAAGAUGGAGGCUGAGGGUUGACUGAUCCUGUAGUGAGUCACGGGGGAGUUUGAUCUGUCUGGCUGCGUUCUUAUGAUGCUGCUGACGGCUUCAAAACCAAAAAUCUGAGACGGCUUUCAUGGAGUCUAAAUGUCGCACAGAUCACAGACGAGGUCAACGGCUUUCACUGGUUUCACAACUCAUUUGGUUAUAUGUCAAGCUCCCUCUCUCCGGUGACCCAACUAAAUCACACAGUCUUCACGACGCUCUGCUCAUGCUGACUGAAAAUGGAUGAUACACAGGACGGGGUUCAGAUUGGAGAGAACAAGUUCAUCAGAAAGGCAACAGUCCUCUCCCAUCUAAAGACGUACAACCUCUACUACGAAGGACAAAAUCUACAGCUCAGACACAGAGAAGAAGAGGGGGAGCUGAUUGUUGAAGGCUUGCUGAAUAUCUUCUGGGGCCUGCGUCGACCAAUCAGGCUCCAGAUGCAGGAUGACCAUGAGCGAAUCAGACCGCCCCCCUCCUCUACGUCCUGGCACUCGGGUUGUAAUCUGGACAGUCAAGGUUCCCCCAACAGCACAGAUGGUCAACCGGUGACGGAGCAGAGCCCGCCCACUGUGGAGGUGACGCCGCCUGAGAGCCAACCAGAGGACAACGGUGUGAUGGAACAAGAGCCAGACGAGGACAGCGAGUGCUCCGCUCAGCUCCUGAGAACCAAGAGUGACGCCGGAGUCCUGAGGCGGGGCCAGCGACGGUCGCCGAGCGACCAGAGGAAAAUCCGACGCCAUCGCUUCUCCAUCAACGGACACUUCUACAACCACAAGACGGCAGUGUUUACUCCGGCGUUCGGCUCGGUGACUAAUGUUCGGAUCAACAGCUGCAUGAGGACGCCUCAGGUGCUGCGAGUCCUCCUCAACAAGUUUAAAAUUGAAAACAGCCCUGACGAUUUUGCACUCUACCUCGUCCACGCGAGUGGCGAGCGUGUGAAACUGAAGCGCAGCGACUACCCUCUGGUGCUGAGAGUGAUGCAGGGUCCGUGUGAGCAGGUCUGCAAAGUUUUCCUCAUGGAGGCCGAUCUGGGCGAAGAAGUCACGUAUGAUGUGGCGCAGUAUAUAAAGUUUGAGAUGCCUGUUCUGAAGAGUUUCAUCACCAAGCUGAAGGAGGAGGAGGACAGAGAGGUGCUGAAGCUCAGGAGAAGGUAUAACUACCUGCGUUGUAUAAUUGAGAAGCAGCUCGGUUGUCUUCCGGAGGGGGAGACGUGCAUGUGAUCUGCUCACGGUGAGUGAGGACUCGAGUUCCAGCAAAUCGAACUGUCAAAACCUUCCCCAGCGUUUCAACAUCCUCCACCCAGCUGUGACCACGAGAUCAGCUGAGAAGAACCCAACGUUCGUCUUCCAGUGAUCGUCCUGCCUCUGUAUGGAGCCGCUCGGUCAAUCAGCUGCCUGACAAAACUCUACCACACCAUGUUGUGUGCAUGUUAAGUGUGUGUCCAUCUCAGCAAUAGUCUCCUUGAGAGUCACGACGUCUCAUGUGGCCUCGUGAGGUGUCUUGAUUCGGACCGGAACCAGUCUUAUCACCCUCCGCUUUUCUUUGUCUUUGUCGUCGCACAAGGAAACGCAUUCCUCUUCUCCUGAGAAACGUUGCCGUGUUUUACAGCAAAGUCAUUUGCAGGAUGAGCCUAAAAUGUGACCCCCAGACUGCAAGCUGAGGCCCCGGAUCCGUUUCGAGCACAAACAUCUUAUUACAUGAUCUGAGCAAAGUGCCUGUUUAAAGGUUUCUUCAAGCACAAGGACAGGUUUUUGAUUAAAUAUUUUGAAGUCACUGUUGUCCGGAAAAUACAAGGGAACUUCUGGGGGUUUGUACGAGACAGUGUGGUUGAGCAAACAUCGGGACCAAACAGUUAUGGACAAUGUGAAAUCGACGUGACCACAAGCAAAAGAUCGUGGCCCCAAAACACCGUCCAGCCCGGUGUCGUACUGGGUUCUCUUUUGCUCCUUGUGGUUCAAGAAUGUGUUGAAAAUUGCGAAUGAAUGAAUUUCAUUGGCCCCUCUCCAUUUUAUUGCGGGUGAGAUCUUCACUGCAGGGAUUGUUAAAGGCUGUGUGAACAGAUGUAUGUUGUUACCGUCCGUCUGAUGGUAACACCAGUUGCCCCAGGCAUGAAUGUUUUAACUAUUUUUGGAUUAAAUAUAAAGGAAUAGUUUGGUAUUCUGGGAUUUUUUAUUUUAUUGCUCACACUUAGCCAAGCACCUCGAUACUGCUCUCAUCUCUGUACAGGAUGUAUGAGACCACCACCAGCCAAUCAGCUAGGGCUGAACAAUAUGCAAAAUAUGUUUUUUUUUAAAAAGAUGAUGUCUGGACUAAACAAGCAUGUUCCUGUAGGUCUGUGGACCGGGGGGCGUCUCUAUCGCUCCACAGGGCUUCAUUUUUAAUUGUACAUUGUGACACAUUUGACCUUUAUCAAAAAUUGGCAGAUCCUGUGAUUUGGAUAUGUCCCUUGGCCAUAUUGUAGUUUGGAUAACAUGUAAUCUGAGUUUGUCCAAAUGUUUAAAAAAAAAAAAAAAAAAAGGAUCCACCCACCAGCAUCUCUGAAACUCAGUGUUUAAUAAACGAUAUUUAUUGUUCUGUACCAAAAACCAAAGUGUAAAAAUGACACAUCGUUUUACAAUUGUAUUUUUACUUCUCGGUCAGAAUAUUGUAAAACUUCCUGAAACGUGGAGAUUUGUCUUUUUUUACACUUUGGUUUUUGUGUGGAUUAAACAAACACAAUAAACCUUUUAGAGUUAAUGCUGGUCGGUGGAUGUUGUUAAGCUACCUGGCUGCCCGCUGUCGCUUCAUAUUUACUUUACUAGACAUGAGAGUGCUGCCGAUCAUUUCAUCAAACUGUCUGCAAGUUUAUUUUUCCAUAAUGGCAAACUAUUCCUUUAAAGAAAAAACUAAAUCCCUCCUGAAAUGAUUUAACGCUUUUGGCCCUUUUUGUUUUCUAUACUCGUGUUACAGCCUUUUGUAAUUUGACAACAGUGAGAUUUCAAGCACAGUAAAAGACUACUUGAUACAUAUUUUUAAUAUUAUUUGCCACACAGUGAUUCCUGGUAGGUGUUGGACAUUAGCUUGGUCAUAACAAAAAAAGUAUUCACAGGUAGAUUUUUCUUUUUCUUUUACUUCCAACAAAGAAUGACAAACUCAAAAAAGCACAAAACGAGUGAAAUCCCUCAAGACUGUGAAUCUAACAGACGACCUUAAACAGAGAAUGUUUUAAAUGUACGAAUGAUCAUUUCGAAGCAGAACAUUUUACCUCCACGUGUACUGAGCUUUGCAAAUGUCUGCUUUUAUCUGUGCGCACACAAGUCUCGCCGUACAGUACACAGUGGAACACAUCGUCCAGAAUGUGUGUGAUAUAUUUUUAGUGACUCUCAAGACUUGCCUGCUUUUGUAUUGUGUCUUUUACAAAAUAAUGAAGAAACUUCAAUCUUUAAAAAAUGUUCAGAACUCAUGCCACUACUUAGGAAAUGUUGUUGGUUUUUUUUGUACAAUUGUUAUUUAAUAAUAAAACAAAAUCUGUCUUGAGAA
Molecule: messenger RNA, 3697 nt
Organism: Scophthalmus maximus (turbot)
Lineage: Eukaryota; Metazoa; Chordata; Actinopteri; Pleuronectiformes; Scophthalmidae
Gene: rassf2b
Product: Ras association domain family member 2b
Exons: 11
Coding region: 415-1398 (327 amino acids)
Biological process (GO): positive regulation of JNK cascade; regulation of non-canonical NF-kappaB signal transduction; positive regulation of protein kinase activity
Cellular component (GO): nucleus; cytoplasm
Source: RefSeq, a predicted model, not a curated record